Messenger RNA from Danio aesculapii, 3152 nucleotides. It is a transcript of the gene fdxr, whose product is annotated as ferredoxin reductase. The record is from RefSeq and is a predicted model, not a curated record. Gene Ontology annotation, biological process: ubiquinone biosynthetic process. The transcript is spliced from 13 exons. Bases 383 to 1846 code for a protein of 487 amino acids. NCBI's taxonomy places the organism in Eukaryota, Metazoa, Chordata, Actinopteri, Cypriniformes, Danionidae. Gene Ontology annotation, cellular component: mitochondrion.
CUUGAUGUGUGCGCGCGUAAUAAAUCUACAUGCAGUCUGAGACCUUCAGUCAAGGUUGACCUGAUAAAAACUCUCAAAUAAGCACUGAACCCUCAAACUACGAGGAAAACAGUGCAGUUGUACGUGAUUUAACUAACGAAACACCGAGGAAAGCGGCACGUUUACAAGGGAGGGAACGUCUAAUCGGAGCAUUUGUUCAUCACGGAAAACUUAAAGUGCUGCACACUAACAGAAUUUCAGAAAUGAACAAAUGAAUUCAGCCCCACGGGUGUGACCCAAGAGCACGCGCCGAGGGAUCAGAGCUGCUUCAUAAGCUGCUUUUGGGUUCAUAACAAGGCAUUGUUGGAAUUGGGACUGUUGUUUAUUUACUUCAUUUCAUGGGAUGAAGAUGAUGAUGGUGAACAUUGUGAAAAGAUCUCUGAUGAAGAUCCACAACCUGUCGCGCGCAUCUCGGUGUCAGCUUGCUAUCGGCGGUGUGCGUGGGCUGUCUUCAGUGUCUGCGAGAGUGUGUGUGGUGGGUGGAGGACCUGCAGGCUUUUACACGGCACAGCAGCUACUGAAGGCUCGACAGGAUGCAGUCGUAGACAUUUAUGAGCGUCUGCCGGUGCCGUUUGGAUUGGUGCGCUUUGGGGUCGCACCUGAUCACCCUGAGGUCAAGAAUGUCAUUAACACUUUUACCCAGACGGCCCACCAUGCAAGAUGCAGUUUCCAUGGUAACGUGAAUGUGGGGAAAGAUGUGACCAUUGAGGAGUUAAGACAAGCGUAUCAUGCUGUAGUUCUGAGUUACGGAGCUGAGGGAAACCGUUCGAUGGGAAUUCCAGGAGAAGAUCUGAGCAAUGUGUUUUCAGCUAAAGACUUUGUUGGAUGGUACAACGGGGUUCCCAGCAAUACGGAGCUGUGUCCUGAUCUCAGCUGUGAGACGGCUGUGGUUCUCGGACAGGGAAAUGUGGCUCUGGAUGUGGCCCGAAUACUCCUCUCGCCUGUAGACAUGCUGAAGGAAACAGAUAUUACCCAGAAUGCUCUGGAAGCAUUGACGGGCAGUAAUGUGCGCAGGGUUUUGAUCGUAGGUCGCAGAGGUCCUCUUCAGAUUGCGUGCACAAUCAAGGAACUCAGAGAGAUGGUGAAUCUGUUAAACACAAGAGCCGACAUGAUGCCCGCUGACUUUGAGGGCAUCGCAGAAGCUUUGAAAGAGCUUCCGAGACCUAGAAAGAGACUGACGGAUUUAAUGAUGAAGGCCGUGAAGGAAGGAGGAGAUAAAAAACUUGAGAAGUCCUGGGGUUUUCGCUUCCUUCGCAGUCCUGUGGAGGUUCUGGCAGGGGCUGAUGGGAAAAGAGCUGCAGGAAUCCGACUGGCCCUUAAUAAGCUGGAGGGUGAGGGUGAGGGCGCGCGGUCAGUGCCCACCGGUCAGCUUGAGGAUGUGGACUGUGGCCUGAUCAUCAGCAGUAUUGGUUAUAAAAGCCUACCCAUCGAACCCACUGUGCCCUUUGACCCCCGAAAAGCCAUCGUGCCCAAUGACAUGGGAAGAGUGCAGGGUGCUGAAGGUCUGUACUGCAGUGGCUGGGUAAAGCGAGGGCCCACCGGUGUGAUCGCCACCACCAUGAAUGACAGUUUUGAUACGGCGCGUGUUAUAAUUCAGGAUAUGGAGACUGGAAAGCUGGAUAUUUCAGUCAAUAAACCCGGAGCAGAGGCCAUAACUGGACUUCUGCAGACACGGGGAGUGAGAACGGUGCUUUUUUCACAGUGGGAGAAGAUUAAUGCAGAGGAGGAGAGGAGAGGAAAAGCGCUGGGAAAACCCAGAGAAAAACUCCUGGAUGUAGAGGAAAUGCUGAAGAUUGCCUGGUCCUGAGAUCCACCCGCCUGAAACACUCCCAGAGUACAACAAUACACGAUCUGCUGACGUCAUUACAAAAAAACUGGGUUAGCUUUGAACCAUUUUCUCAUCUCUGGAUUUUCUCUCUCACGUGUUGUUUUUAUAGCCUGUUUGACGCAUUUAUUUGACCCCAAAGAAAUUAGAUGAUAUCUUACAGAGUGUGUGUGAUUGUUGUUAAACAAAUGCAUAUGGAAAUAAUCAUGAUUGACCAAAUAUUUUAGUGCAAAGAGAAAGUUCACCCAAAACUGAAAAAUCCCUUACUAUUUAUUCACUUUAAACUUUAUCAGUUUCUUUUCUUCUUUUGAACAGAAGAAACUUAAAUAGUUUUGGAACAAGUGGAGGAUUAGGAAAUGUUUUUGGGUGAACUAUAGCCCUUUAUCACUGGGAAAGCAACACCCAAAUGACAAACAAACACUGCAAAAAAAUAUAUAAUAAUUAUAUAUAUAUAUAUAUAUAUAUAUAUACACGUCCAUUUGAGCGUUCUUAAACAGCACUGAUUUGCCAUUGCGCUCAACAGAAAUGACUGUGAUUGGCCCUGAAGGUCAUCAGUUCACCAAACUCACCACUGUUUACUUAGUGUGACCACAGAUACAGGGACACUGGAGCGAUUUAAAGCCAUGAUUCAUCAGCAGAUCGCUCAUAUGUCAGCUUAUAGACAAACCAGCUGAUCGACGUGACUUUGAAGCUCUUCAGUAUCCCUGUAUCUGUGUUUGCAUUCAGUAAACAGCGGUGAGUUCAGUGAACUGAUGACCUUCAGAGCCAAUCACAGUCAUUUCUGUUGAGCAUGUAAACACAAUGACAAAUCAGCGCUGUUUAAAAACGAGCUCAACAGCGAUUAAAUGUUCACGUUUUUAACAUUUCAGUACCGAUUGGUAUUGAAUUUCAAUAUCGAGACAACCCUAAUAUAUUUGAGCGUUCUUAAACAGCACUGAUUUGCCAUAGUGCUCAACAGAAACUAAGUAAACAGUGGUGAGUUUGGUGAACUGAUGACCUUCAGGGCCAAUAUAUAUAUAUAUAAAUAUGUGUAUGUAUGUGUGUGUAUGUCUGACAUUCGGGUGUUGCUUUCCCAGUGAUAAAGGGCUAUAGUUUCCUAAUCCUCCACUUGUUCCAAAACUAUUUAAGUUUCUUCUGUUGAACACAAAAGAAGAUAUUUUGAAGAAUGUUGCAAAGCAUCCACAGUAUUUUAGUUCCUCUUAUGUUUUAUUUCCAGCACUAUUUCCAAAUAUCUUCUUUUGUGUUGACGAGAAGAAAAGAAACUGAUAAGAUUAAAGUGAGUAAAUAG